This is a messenger RNA of Punctularia strigosozonata HHB-11173 SS5, 2324 nucleotides long. RefSeq lists its product as uncharacterized. The record is from RefSeq and is a predicted model, not a curated record. Gene Ontology annotation, cellular component: Ino80 complex. The transcript has 6 exons. The coding region runs from base 34 to 1941 and encodes 635 amino acids. NCBI's taxonomy places the organism in Eukaryota, Fungi, Basidiomycota, Agaricomycetes, Corticiales, Punctulariaceae.
AGUCGCUCCAUCUCCGGGCUCACUCCGACACCCAUGAGCACGUCGUCCUCCGCAGUGAGCAAGCCCCGGAAGGCAGCGCCCAGCCAUCCCGCCAACCUCCUCACCGUCGCCCAUCGCAAGGGCUUCGCACUCCGUCACCCCGACGGCACCCCCUUCACCCGCGCCGACAUCCAGUACGACCUCCUCGCCCUCAUCUUCGACCCCGCCGCCCCCGCCGCCUUCGUCGACCCCCAUCCCACCCUCGACGGCCGCUCCGCAGGAUCACCCGUUACCUUCCGCGAUCUCUACGUCAAUGCGCUCUUCACCAGCCCUCGCACGUCGCGCGUGCUUAAAGACCGGAUGAAGGAGAGCCCCGGCUUUGCCACUGACUUUGCAAAAAUAGCCUUACUCGCCAACGUGGGGCGUAUCAACACCACCGCCUGCUUCGUCCCGGAGUCGCGUACCAACUUGCGCUCGUAUCAUCCCGUGCCCGCGCUGAUGCAGCACGACUCGGGUGGGAACCUUCAGGACGCUCCGCGGAUCAAGAAUAUACUCAAAGCCGCCAUUUCCGAAACGGAACAGCUGGCUCCUCCGAGCACCCUCGCCGACAUAGUCGCUCUUGAGAAAUCCGGCAAACAUGUCACAAGCAUCGUCAACCUCGUCUUCGUACUUGCCAACAACUCACCCUCCGUCGCCCAAUUGCACUUUACGCCUGGCACCCAAUACGAUUUUCUAGAUCUCUUCACCCCCAUCCCGCUCUCCUCCGCCUCGCGCGCGCGCGUCUUCCUCUGGCUCUGCUGGCACUACCUCCAAUCCUACCGCACGCCGAACGUGCCGAAUCCGUUCGACGACCCAGGCACGCGUGCAUGCCCGCCGCUCGCCCCGCUUUCCGCCUCGGAAGCCGCGGCCGAGAACGUUGACCCGGAGGACGAGCAACGUAUGGGUGCGGAUAUGGCGGAAAAGCGGCGGCUCUUCCGAGAAAAGGGCGAGCUGCCGGGCAAGCCUGCGCGUGGCGGUGCGGAGGAUGACGAGAGCGUGCUCGGCGACGGCGCGAGCACGGUCGACGACGGUGAGCUCGACACCGCGAGCGCAAGCAUCAGCAUCGCGAGCCGCAGCGGGAGCGUCGCUGGCGACGGUGCAGGCAAGCCUUCACGUCGGGGAGGUCGUGGCGGCGGUGCCGGGAGGGGGAGGGGUAAGCGCAAGGCGCCUGUUCCCGACGAGCCCGACGAGCAGCCGCCGCUGACGGGUUUGGAGGCGCUAUCCGCCGAGGCUGCGCGUCGGCUCAGCGCGCAGGCAUCCUCCCCGAUACCGUCUCCGCCUAAGCCGAAGCGGCAGCGCAACUCGUAUCGCGGUUUUACGCCUGAGAAUCUCGAUCUGCGCCCGAGAGGUGAGGCGGGCCCGUCGUCGAAGGGUCGCGCGACGGCGCCAACGGCCGGUAUGUCCACGCCGACGUCACAGGAUGCCCUGCCGCCAGGAGCGGUUUCGGGAUAUGCAUCCAUCUCGGGCGACGAAUAUGACGAAGAGCGGUUUUACGGUGCUCCGCCCGAGGUCGUGGCGAAGAGGGAGCCGGUGGAGCCCGUGAUGGAUGCUCAGGAUAAUGCCUACGUCGAGCGGGAACGGAAAGCACACGGGCAUUCGCAUCAUGCGCCGUCAAGGCCGGGCAUUCGGCGUCAACGGUCAUCGCGCCAAUCUCGAGGCGUGCCCGCUGUGCCGUACAACGUGCCGGUGCCGGUGCAGUAUGCGCCGCCACCUCCUCCCAGGACGAUGCUGCAACAUGCGUGGCAUAUCAUCGCGACGACCGACCCACUUGUGGACUCUGACGACGAGAGCGCAGACGAGCAUGUUCGCACCGACUACAUUCGUCGGUUGCAGAUUCUGGAUAGGUGGCGCGACAAGUUCACGCUGUAUGAUGACAGGGCUGAGCCCCCAAAUCCUGCGCCGGGCGGUAUCGAACCGCAGUGACGACAACAGCGACGACGACUGUAUCCCCAACAUCAAGGAUGAAAUUGUAUUCCAAAGUUCGAAGAUAGGACAUUGCUCUCUGCGCUUGGAUACAAAGUAAUAUUUGGCUGCGCCUCGGACAAUCGCGCCCGGCUAAUCGAGGACUUGGUAACGUUUCUGAUAUCGAUAUAUAAGUUAUUGGCUCUCUCGCAUUCGCAUUAACGUUUGGUUCUUCCAUCGCAUGUCCCAACUGCCUCCGCUCAUCCGUCCCCUUUACGGUUACAGCGUACCGCCGCCUAGUAGCAUCGCAUCAUUACAGUACAGAUCCCUUCCAGAACGAACGGCCAUCAUUGUAGCAUAGUAGUAAUUAACUAAAUAUCUCGAACGCAUAACGCGCAUCUCCC